GGUCGCGACGGUGUGCCGGAGCCUCGUCGACCAGGGCCCGUGUCCUGUGUCCGUCGCGCGCAGGUGUCGUGUCGCAGCUGCAGAUGCCGAGUGACAGCGCGCGGUCUGCUCGCCGCGUCAGGUGACACGGACUCCAGCCGGUGACUAGUGCGCCAGCGAAGUGUCUCGUCGGCGAAGACGCGUGGUGCGGUGUUCCGUCGGCACUUAAGACUGCCGUUGCAACCAUUUUACUUUCGCCGCGGUUUCGACUCACUAGUGAUUAACUUAAAAAAAAGGACAAUUUUUGAUACCGGCGUGCAACAAGUAACAGUCAAGCACGUCAUCUGUGAAUGAUUCUGGGAUAUUAAUUCAUUUGGAAUGUCAAUGCUGUCUUUUAUAGCCGGGGGGUCGCGGCGCAGCAGCCGCGAGGAGCCGGGCAGGUCGCGGCGCAGCAGCCGCACUGAGGGCUCGCCCAGCCCCACCCCGCCCCGCCCUCGCGCCCCGGGCGUCCUGCGCCGCUUCCUCAGGAGAGCCUGGGAGAAGGUGAAGGGCGGGGAGGCGGGCCGCUACCCGGAGGAGCAGUUCGACUUCAUGGACGACCCGGAGCUCGAGGACUUGGAGACGCCGCCCCGGUACCGCCCCGAGAGCUUGGAGUCGCUGUGCCGCGCCACGCGCUUCACCGAGGACGAGCUCAAGAGGAUCUACCGCGGCUUCAAGGCCGAGUGUCCCACGGGCGUGGUGCGCGAGGAGACCUUCAAGGGCAUCUACUCGCAGUUCUUCCCCAAGGGAGCUAACACCAGCCAGUAUGCUCACUACGUCUUCAACACCCUCGACCAAGACCACAGUGGACUUCUCAGCUUUGAAGACUUCGUCCAGGGGCUGUCGGUGCUGUCCCGAGGCUCGCUAGAGGAGAAGCUGCGCUGGACAUUCUCGCUGUACGACAUCAACGGCGACGGCUGCAUCACGAAGGAGGAGAUGACCGAGAUCGUGUCGGCCAUCUACGACCUCAUGGGCAAGCUGGCGGAGCCCUCCGUGGACGACGGCACGGUCAGGGAGAAGGUGGACCGCAUAUUCCAGAAGAUGGACAUCAACAAGGACGGGGUGGUGACGCUGGAAGAGUUCCUGGACUGCUGCAUGUCCGACGAGGACAUCGCCCGCUCCAUGGCCGUGUUCGACUCGGCCUUCUGACACUCGCCCAAGGUCGCUCGGCGACCCCCGCCCCACUGGACCUGAGCGUCGGCGUCGAGGACCUUCCGUCGGGACCUCCGCUCCUCCAACUGGAGGCUCCCGGACAUCACGCGACUCCGCCGAACCACUUCACGUUUCUGUGGCGUCCAGCAGCUCAUCGCUGUUUGCAGUCCAUGGGGGACCUUUUUUGUGUUCUGAAGCUGUGCUAAACACGCGCUUCUUGCCACGUGCAACACGUUAAACAUCUCUGUGUUUCCCCCUUCCCCCCCCCCUUCCUCCGAGUUGUAAGGAACAUAUCAUCACGUGUCUGACCUGUGGAAUCUUCGUGUUUGGAAGCAGGUAGUCCCAGAAAAUAGCAAAUAUUUCCAGAUGAUGAUUUUCUUACUGUUGGUUUUCGCGGAUCAAACUUUGCUUCGAUGUUAUCACAGUUACUGUUAAAAAUAUUUUUUAAUGUAGCCUUAUAACAUUUUAAAAAUCUCGUAUUAAAUAAAACGGAUGGAUUGAUAAAAAAAAUUUAAUACAGAAUACUAAUGGGUGCAUUAACUAUCGUCGAGAUUGAAAUUUAUCUCACAAAUUUCACUGGCUACGUACUAUAAAGAUAUGCGAUAUUUGCAUAUAGGUACUAGUAUUAUUAUUUAAGUGGGUUUUUAUUGUCAUGAUCUUCAUUGUGUGCUUAACAUAGCAGCCUACGAUAACUUUUAAUCAAGUGGCCUUGAACAAAUUCCUGGUGAGCUACCUUUCCAGGAUUGGGUAUUUUAUUUUAAGAUUCUAUGAAAUAGUUUCUGUUAUUUUUAUGAGUUAUGUGGUAGCCAGCUUAAAUGCAUUAAGAAGAGGGCGUCACCAAACAAUGUAUUAGCAUAGUUACUACUUUUACAAAAGGUGGUAAAAAUAAGAAAUGACUCAGGAAUAGGCGAGUUCGUGUUUUGAAAAAUAUUGACAAAACAUAAUAUUAGAUAUCUCAUGACUAUAGAUAGAAAAUAAUAAUAAUAAUAUUAAUUGCCUUUUGCAAAAAGUUUUUUUUUUUACUCAAAUGGUUUCGAAAUCAUUAAGUGAAACACUUUAUAUAUAUAUAUAUAUAUAUAUAUAUAUAUAUAUAUAAUAAAAUCAGCUAUAAUAGUAUACAUUUAAAGUUCGUAAAACAAAAUGUUCAGCUUCUAGUAACGUAUCUUAAAUUCCAAUCAUAAAUAGUUUAUAGCUGUGCUCUAACACAACUGAACCUCGAUGUAAGUUAUUUCUGGCGAUAAAUAAUGACCAAAAGAAAGUAACGAAUUUUUUCGAGCGUUGAAUGCUAAAUAUACUUUCAUUUGUUUACUUGCCACUAUUGAAAUCAUGCUCAUUUAUACUUUAAAAUAAUUAAGUUACUUCAUAAAAUAUAUCAUAUAAAAUAGCAUACAAAAAGUUAACUUAUUUAAUAGGUUAGCAAUAAACAUAUUUUAGAUACCCACAUUAUGCCACUGUCUUCCACAUCUAUGUUGACCAAUAAAAGGUUUUAACAGAUAAUCAAAUUGCGAGUAUUAUGACCUACUUAGAUUGUAUAGUCCUUGUGACAAUGUUUAUCUGUCUUGAAUAGUAUUUAACGGCUUUUCGAAAUGUCAUUUCGGAAAGUAGUCCACGAAGUUAUAACCAACGAAGAUAUGCGAAAAAAAAUCCAGCAUCCUUCCAGCCAGCCUUCCGAUUGGCUGUUAGGCAUUCUCGUUUCCUAAAUGCCCAACACUUCACAGAACACCUGUUGGAUGCGUGCUGUUGUAGGCAUUUAUUUCCUUCACUCAUCUUGCCACUGGCGAUAUGAGAAAGCAAAGAAGUAGGCUAGCUAAACUUACAACUCCUUUUCUAGCCGACUUCGACCGUGUCAUGUAUUUUUGGGCCAAACCAAAAGUAAACGUACUGUUGAUCAGAUUAUGUCCGAAGACUAUAGGUACGUUUCUUCAUCUGUCUGCAGGAUUAUAUACACUGUGAGUGGUGACGAAGUGGAAUAAAGAAAGGAGCUGUUGAGUGGCGUUAUUUGGAGUAAAAUGUGUUACGUCAACAUGGAGUUAUAAUAAUGCGCAGAAACGCAGUCAUGUGAAGCGCGCGCGCUUGCAGCACUGACCGGCGCGGUAGUCGGUGAUGACUUAAGUAUUUCUUAAAUAUUACAAAAUGUCUGUACUUGCUGACACGUUGCCAAUGAUACGGAACUAAAGAAUAAAAGUAAAAUUUACUGGGGUGAUUUUAAAUUUUUACUCUGAGGGGUUUUGGAAAAUUCUUUGGGAAUCUUGUUCAGCACGAGUUGUGUACAAGACAAAUCCUGUUCCAAAAGUUCUCAGAGAAACAGCCUCUUGUAGAUGCGGUUGCCGUGCAUGUAUUAUUAGGAACCCGAGUCUCUUCUUUCUUUCGGGUUGGUUUAUCACGAGCCCUCUGUCACAACACAUCAAACCUUCAUUUUGUUUUAUGGCUGUUAAAUGAAAAAAAAUCUACUUUCUUACAAAACAUUAAGACCUUUUUAUUCACAAAGACUGAUUCGAAACAUUUCCAUAGAAUUAUUUGUUCUGAAUCCUUUGAGCGUAGAAUAUUCAAGACGAAAACUUUUUUGAUUUAAAAUAUUUCCAUGGACACACGCCAUUCUUGGUUUUCACUGUAUGUCACUGAGAAACCACAAGAAUGAGGAAUACACAAACACACAGAAAAGAAGCCAAAAUCAGCCGAUGUCCAAUCUUAGACACACAGUCAGCACAGAGAGAAACCUUGGUAAUAAUUUGUCAGAACACUAUCGCAUCACAGACGUACAAUGUGUUGACAACAACGAAACAAUAAUUGUAACAAGAACAGAAAAUACAGACAAACUCCAACCUUGGACAACACAGCAACAAACAGACGAACCCAGCGAUGAAACUAAACAAGCAUUUUAUACAACACAACGACGAUGGCACAGAUGAACACAGUAGGCUUCCUAAACAACGUUUGUCAUUUAUGAGGCCUAAUGUGUUCGACUGGGCCAUUGUCGUUGUGAUGUCCAGAAUAUUUGUUUAGUCACUGGUUUAAUUGCUGGAUUUGCCUUUGCGUCGCUGUGUUGUCGUUGAGUUGUUCAAGGUCGUUGAUUUGUCCAAGGUUGUUUUGUAUUAUCUUUGGGUUCGUCUUUUUAUCGCUGUGUUGUCAUAGUUUUGUGUUUGUAUUUUCUGUUCGUGUUAUAAUUGUCUCGUUGUUGUCAGCCCACUGUUUAUCUGUACUGUGAUAUUAUUUUUUCCAACUCCUUCCGCGGAAUUCUCUCUGUGCUAUGUGUUUGGCUGAUUUUGGCAUGUUCUCUAUGUGUCUGUGUAUUCAUCUUUCUUGUUCAUUCUUGUGAUUUCUCCAUGACAUACAGUUAAAACCAGCAAUGAUGUAGGUCCAUGAGAAUUUUUUAAAUCAAGCUUCCCCAUAGCAAGAAUUAUUCAAAGAACGUAAUUUUUUUUUUAAUUUGGGAAAUUUUUCUAACAAAAUAGCUUCGCAGCAAGAAUUUUUGAAGAAAAUAUAUAAAAAAAGAUUAUGGUAUUAGCAAUACUCUGUUAGGAAAGAUAGGAAUAGAAAAAUAACCAAUGCAGUGUCCUACGACUUACAAGCAUUUGAACGGCCAUCUGUGACUUAAGUAUCUUGCCUCCAUCUGAAUAAUAAAGUUUCAUUAUUGAUAUUUACUAUCCGUAUGCACCUCAAACAUAAUACAACAGCUAUGACUCUGCCCAGCUUGUCGACCUUCAAUGAUGGGUGUAUAAUGUACGUUCAGACUUCCUUCAGCAACUCCAACCCCCACAGUACAAGAAACCUUUUGUGCCUGUUUGGUACAAAAGGUAACUUCUAGCAUAUGAUCAACUCUUUGUACACUAAUUGCCAUGGCACUCCAAAUGGUUUGAAUUCAAUUCAAUUCCAAUUCAGUUAAUUCACUGUUAAAUGCUGUGCUUUGGGCACUGUGGUUUCAAUGAUUUGACUACACAGAAACCAGGUUGAAGAGGAAGAUUGUAGAGGCUACGUGUAUCACGAGAAAUUUGCAUCCCGUAUCUAUUUUACAGCAACUUCUCACAACAUCUAGGAAGAUUAAUAUUCCUCUGUUACUCGGCCAAUGUCCGAGAAACACACAGCUGUUCUCGCCAUUGGUCAGAAAAUCAUAUAGCCACUAAAGUGUUGACAAUUAGGUAAUUAUUUAGCAUUUGUUAAUGAUGGAUAUUCAUUCUAAGCAUUGUUUGGUAUGCAAUGACGCCAUUGCUGGCAAGAAGCAGUUCAGUCAGAACUCGGCCGCGCAACCCGGAGAUGUGUUUGGAAAUCUCACAAUGUGUCAAAACUUUACCUAAAUUUACAGGUCGAUGUUCGUUGCUUUCAACAUCUAGCCAAUAUCUAAGUGUACUAAAAUAUUCAGGAAUUAUCCUUCUAAGUGUUCUAAGACAUCUAGACACUACUACUAUAAGUGUACCAAAACAUCUAGUCACUGUCUAAGUGUAAUAAAAUCCAGGUAAUUUUCUAAGUGUUCGACAAAAUGCAGUCUACUCGUUAAGAUGUAGAUGAUACAACUGGCAACGUCAAAUCAGCGAUAAUUUUCUUAGCAAGACUAGAAACAUUUCAAGAAAGACUGAGCUAGUGAAGAAAGGUUGUUCUGUCUAUGGUAUUUAUUUUUAAUUGCAUUAUUUAUUCUAUAACUUCCUAAUAUUCAGAACGUUUAAUCAUCAGAUUGCAGUUGCUGUUGUUUAUUAUAUACUUAUCAGAUAAUGUACUAAUGAAGUAACACUUCUAAAAUAUAUUGUAAUUUCGAUUACUAACUUAAUUAAUGGUUUGAUCUGAAAAGUAGGCUAAGAGCGAGUGUGUUAGUGAGGCCAACUAAAGUAUAAAAUGACUAGUAAUAUUUCGAACUGAAUUGUACUGUGUCAUAGUGUUUAUUGUGUUCAUGGAUGUCCAGCCUGGAUUGUUGAUAUGUAUUACCAGCACUUUAUGUGUUCUCCAUUUUCACACUUCCGUUUAGCACUGGACGAUACAAACACUGCAGGGUGGUUAAGCUUCACCGUAAUUUUGUGUGUUUAUGUGAUUAUUAAAAAUAAACUGAAUAUAUGUUAUUUUUUUAAUAGCUGUAUUAAUGUCAUUUAGGCAAGAGACUUUUGACUAGUAGUGUAUCACCAAAGGGCAGCGAAUGGUGUAAUGAUUGUGUUUCAAAAGCUCUGGUAUGCAACUAAGUGUGUGCGUGAGUGUAGGAACCUUACGUAAAACAAAUAGGCCUCGUAAACAUACUGUUUGUUCAUUUGUUUGCCAUGUAUUGCUACAGUAGACACACCCUACACAAGCCAUAGUUCCCGGGACUACUAUAUGCCAUUUACAGUAUCUAAGUAAGAAACGCCAAAGGUUUCAUGGUUAUCUAUAAAACUUACAAUGAAACUGGUUUUGCUAUUUUCAGAGGCUUUACAGUCCUGCUACCAUGAAAAAUGUAAAAAUUAGAUAUAUUUUACAUUUAUAAUUUCAAUAUAUUUGGUUUUAUUCCAUUUACAUAGCUCGCUCUGUAUGUGCUAAGCAAAAAGAUUUUUAUGUUUAAGAUUAAAUCUUAAAUUAAUACAUAUCCAAAGUUUUUGGCCAAUUUAUAACUAUAGGAACAGUUUGAUAUAACUGAUACAUAGAGUGAUUUCAAACUCUUACAAGAACUCUUGACUGAAAAUGAAUUCUACCAAUUUAUACCUUAAAACCUAGCGGUAUCAUAGUUCUUGACCUGCCAUUUGAGAAAUACUUAUUGAAUGCUAUGACGUGAAGCAGGGAUGGCAACUAUCUCCUUGCUAGUGAUGAUAAAGACACAAUUAGUCCAUGUUAGCUAAAAGAGAGGAUGGCACAUUUCACAAAACUGUAGUAAUAUAGGCAUUUUUUAUAAAACUUAUAUUACAAUACAAACUACCAAUACACUUCCAAAGGUAAGUUAUCCAUUACACAUAUCCAAAAAUAAGAGUUUAGUUGCUUCAUAAAUAAAUAAACAAGCACUCUCAGACUGAAAAAAAUCUCUUGGACUAUGGAAACGUCUAAAAUAGGGACUUUUUUAUAACAUUAGAGAUUAGGUACGUACAUUAUCGUUUCUCUGUACUUAUAAUCGCAGUAAUUUUUGAUUCAGACUGGCUUGGACAUUACUUUUCUGUAUUUAAAAAAAAAAACGUUGUCCAAGCCUAAUGAAACAGCAACCUGUAGAAUUCAUUUUAUACCAACUUCCUUCUAGUGAUUCCUCGAACAACUGAUACAAUGGCUGCAGUUUUGACAGAGGCACAAAGGCUUUCCAACUGCCCUACGCCGCACUUGCUGAAGAGCAAGAAAAGAACAUUUACAGAGCUGAAGAGACAAUGGCAUGGUGGCAUUUCCGUUAGUCUCUUCCUGCAUGUCUUAAAUAACUUACUGUCACCACGUGAGGUGAAAGCCAUUGAAAAUAGGGUGUAUGAAAUGUGAUAAUGUGCGCCACUUUCAUUGUUACCAGAUGUUAUAUUUUGAUGACUUAGAUGUGCCAAGUAUGUUUUGUAUGGAGAUAUUUUGAUCUUUGUGCAGCUGAAAAAAAAUAAAAUGACAAUAGAAUGGAAGAAAAUAUUUAUAAUGUAUGUGUUGGUUAAUAAAUGUUUUGUCUGAAUGUU
Bacillus rossius redtenbacheri is the source of this 7751-nucleotide messenger RNA. Its product is annotated as Kv channel-interacting protein 1-like. Lineage: Eukaryota; Metazoa; Arthropoda; Insecta; Phasmatodea; Bacillidae. Bases 358 to 1167 code for a protein of 269 amino acids. Gene Ontology annotation, molecular function: calcium ion binding. The transcript has 7 exons. The record is from RefSeq and is a predicted model, not a curated record.